AGGAAUGUCAAGGUAACCUACGUUUUUAUUUUUUUAAACAUUUGAAAAAUGAUAAUAAAAAAUAGCGUAUUAUUGCUAAAAUCCCAAAAUUCCAACGAUGACAUCGAUAAAUACGAACAAAUUCUUAAAUCAAACAAACUGGACGUGAAACAAGUAAAGACUUUGGUAUUUAAUUUUAAAAAUUUGAAUUCCUUGAAAGUGAAAUUAGAAAACUGCAUAAAUUACAGUGGGAUUAUAUUUUCGAGCCCUAGAUGCGUACAAGCGGUGCACUUAGCUUCAGAGAAUAGCCUUUUCGAAAAAUGGAGAGAUAAAACUAAUUUUUCUGUAGGGGAAGAGACCUGUGCCACUGCUUUGAAAAAACUUAAUUUGGUUUGCGAUGGGAAGGAAUCCGGAAAUGCCUUAUGUUUAUCAAAAGUCAUACUCCAAAAUAAAACACAAUAUACCAAGCCUUUUUUAUUUCCCCAUGGCAAUUUAAAAACAGAUACUUUGAGUUUAGAACUAGAAAAGGAAGGUUUAAGUCUUGACAGUGUUGAGGUCUAUGAUACAAUACCAAAUCCAAAAAUUGAGGCAGAUCUUAAUGUAGUAACCGAUAAUUUGACUAAUAUAUCAGAAUUUGUAGUAUUUUUUAGUCCCAGUGGUUUUACUAGCACAAUAGGUCACAUCAAAAGACUUCCAGAAGAUUUAAAUGAAGUAAAAUUCAUUGCAAUAGGACCUGUAACAGAGACAGCUAUCAAGGAACAAAAUUUUAAUGUUUACCGAAUAGCAACGAAACCAAACCCUCAAUGUGUUUUAGAGGCAAUACUAGGUACAUAGAUAAUUAGGUUUUAAAUAUUUGUUAUUGUUUAUCAUAUAUUUUAUUUACACAUAAUAUAAUAUAUUUAAAUUAUAUUUGAGUCAGAUUUAUUUUUUGAAAUGUGUUAUAAAAUGGUAAACCAAAAUAUAAAGUUUAUAAUCUUUAACAAUAUCUUAUUAAUAUAAUUAUUCAAGAA
Sitophilus oryzae (rice weevil) is the source of this 989-nucleotide messenger RNA. RefSeq names its product uroporphyrinogen-III synthase-like. Gene Ontology annotation, molecular function: uroporphyrinogen-III synthase activity. Gene Ontology annotation, biological process: uroporphyrinogen III biosynthetic process. Lineage: Eukaryota; Metazoa; Arthropoda; Insecta; Coleoptera; Curculionidae. Bases 49 to 813 code for a protein of 254 amino acids. The transcript has 3 exons. The record is from RefSeq and is a predicted model, not a curated record.